Rhizophagus irregularis DAOM 181602=DAOM 197198 is the source of this 657-nucleotide messenger RNA. RefSeq lists its product as uncharacterized. Lineage: Eukaryota; Fungi; Glomeromycota; Glomeromycetes; Glomerales; Glomeraceae. The record is from RefSeq and is a predicted model, not a curated record.
AUGAAGAAAAACCUGAUUUGCCUAUUCCAGGAUAGAUCUUCCAAUAUAUUUCAUAACUAUUUUAGUGAACUAUCUAUGAAGCGGUCUUGGGGAUUCUUGAUUGCGAAACAAUAUAACUAUCAGUUUGAAAAUUUCUAUGCAACUGUUAUCCAGCAAGCUUACAGGAAUUACAAGAAAAGACCUGAAUCUUUGGCAAAACGAAUUUGGGAGGUGGUGAAAAAUGAUGGUACUCCUGAUAGAAAGAAAUUCUUAGGUAUACUUACGAUCUCUCAAAUGAAAAUAAAUCCCGAGACUCAAGAAGAAUAUGCUUUGCGUCUUGAUGAAUUUGUUGACAUGCUUAAAAAAGCAAAUGCUUAUCAAUACUAUAUCGAAAAUUAUAAUCUAGCCAAAUGGGCCACAGCAUAUGAGGAAUAUAUUAAUUAUUAUCCUAGUCUUUGGAUAGAAAAAAAGAAAUCUCAGUUAAAUAAUCGACUAGAUAAAGAAGCUUACAAUCUUGUUAAGGAAAUAUUAGAACAAAAAGGUUACAGACAAGCUUAUAUUUCUCAAUGGGGACUUAAAAUUUUUUAUUUUCCAUGGAGAUAUAUGAUAGAAUCGUUACAGGAUCCUGAAAAUUAUCUUAUUAAAAGAAUCAAUGGAUAUUUCGUCAAAAUAAAAUAA